Messenger RNA from Aaosphaeria arxii CBS 175.79, 2087 nucleotides. RefSeq names its product Pentulose kinase. The record is from RefSeq and is a predicted model, not a curated record. Gene Ontology annotation, molecular function: phosphotransferase activity, alcohol group as acceptor; kinase activity. Gene Ontology annotation, biological process: carbohydrate metabolic process. Lineage: Eukaryota; Fungi; Ascomycota; Dothideomycetes; Pleosporales. The coding region runs from base 156 to 2000 and encodes 614 amino acids. The transcript has 3 exons.
CUGCGGAAGCUCCUCUUUCUCAACACGACGACUAUCGGAGCUUUUCAGGGUCCUCACGCGGGGCAACCUUUUUAACCCCUACCUACACACUUUUUUGUCAUCCCUCUCCUGUCGUUUCAUUCUCCUUUCUAUUUACCCUUUUGUGAAUCGUGAAAAUGUCUUCUAUUCCAUUCAGACAACCAUACAGGCAGCCUUCGCGGCAGCUCUCCACUGAUCCCCGCAAUGAGCUCCAUCCUCACGUCGACCACUACAUCGGCAUCGAUGUUGGUACAGGCAGUGCCAGAGCCUGUAUCAUGAACGACCAAGGAGACAUUGUUGGAUUGGCUUCGGAGAACAUUGGCCUUUGGCAGCCCCAAACCGGUUACUAUGAACAAUCCACAAGCGAUAUCUGGCGAUGCAUCUGCUCCUCCGUCCGCCGAGCACUAGACCAACACAAUAUUGAUAGGUCCACGAUCCGUGGCAUCGGCUUUGACGCGACCUGUUCCCUGGCUGUGUUUUCCCAAGAUACAGAUGAGCCCGUCUGCGUCACCGGCCCCAACUUCGACAACAAGGACGGCAACGACCGUAAUGUCAUUCUCUGGCUUGACCACCGUCCUGUUGACGAGACCAAUAAGAUCAACGCUACCAACCACAACCUUCUCCGAUACGUUGGAGGCAAGAUGUCAAUCGAGAUGGAAAUCCCCAAAGUCCUAUGGCUGAAGAACAACAUGCCCAAGGAGGUUUUCGAUAAAUGCAAGUUCUAUGACUUGACUGACGCUCUGACACACAUUGCUACUGGCAGCGAAACACGCAGCUUCUGCAGUGUUGUGUGCAAGCAGGGUUUUGUCCCUGUCGGCGUUGAUGGCAGUGUGAAGGGUUGGCAAGAAGAUUUCUUGACUGAGAUUGGUCUCGAGGACCUCUGCGAGGAUAACUUCAAGCGCAUGGGUGGAGUUGACAAAGUGAACGGAAACUACAUUACGGCCGGUGAACUCGUCGGCACAUUGAGCGAGCGUGCUGCCGCAGACAUGGGACUCCAGCCCGGAAUCGCUGUUGGUAGCGGUGUCAUCGAUGCGUAUGCUGGAUGGAUUGGUACCGUUGGCGCAAAGGUCAAGCUUGAUGAGGAUACUUUGGAUAUGGACGCACCCAAGAACGAUGUUUCUCAAGCCUUCACCCGCCUCGCAGCUGUCGCUGGUACCUCGACUUGCCAUCUUGCAAUGUCUCGCGAGCCUGUGUUCGUGAAUGGAGUGUGGGGACCGUACAGGGACGUUCUCCUCCCCGACUACUGGAUGGCCGAGGGAGGACAAAGCGCAACAGGAGAGCUCCUCAAGCACGUUAUCGAAACGCACCCGGCAUUCCAUGAGGCCUCAUCCGUCGCCGAAACCUUCAACACCAACAUCUACGACUACCUCAACGAACAUCUUCGCGAGAUGGCAGACAGGGAGGGCGCCCCUCACAUCUCCUGGCUCGGACGCCACUUUUUCUUCUACGGCGACCUCUUCGGCAACCGCUCUCCGAUCGCAGACCCCAACAUGAAGGGCUCACUCAUUGGCUUAAGCUCCGACAAGAGUCUUGACGGACUGGCCCUUCACUACUACGGCACCAUGGAGUUCAUCGCCCUCCAGACCCACCAGAUCGUCUCCGCGAUGAACAACUCGGGCCACGUAAUCUCCUCCAUCUUCAUGUCCGGCUCCCAGUGCCAAAACGACAUCCUCAUGCAGCUCGUCGCCGCCGCAUGCAACAUGCCUGUCCUCAUCCCCCGCUAUGUGCACGCCGCCGUCGUCCACGGAGCCGCCAUGUUGGGUGCCAAGGCCGCGUCCACCGACAAGGACGGCAAGAGCGAGCCCCUAUGGGACAUCAUGGACCGGUACAGCAAGGCUGGUAAGAUGAUCAGGCCGUCCAAGGACAAGAACUUGAAGAAGUUGCUCGAGACGAAGUAUAAGGUCUUCCUCGAGCAGUGCGAGAGCCAGCAGAGGUACAGGAAGGAUAUCGAUGCUGCUGUCGAGGGCUGGUCGAAGGCUUAAUAGAAUAGAAUAGGUUUUCUAGCUUUGGGAAAUUUACGAUUCAUAUGAUUCAAUCAACGAAUGAAAGAGUGAUUGGAUGGCGUUUGG